AUGGGAAGAUUCUUAAUACGUGAAGAAUCACCUGAUAAGCCUGGGGAACGAAGUAGAUUAUGGUGUCAUGAGGAGACAUUCAAAGUGUUGAAACAAAAAAAGGGUACAGAAAAUGUUCUUGGCCUCACCCUUGACAUGAGAAUGCUUGUGAAAGAGAAGUUAGAUGGAUCACUUGAGUUGAAAACAGAUGCAUUGAGUAAGAUGGAUAGACUGAUGCUUCUACAACUCAAUUAUGUGCAAAUAACUGGCUCUUACAAGAAUUUUCCAGAAGAAUUAAGAUGGUUGUGUAUGCAUGGGUUCCCUUUGAAGUUUAUACCAUCGGACUUGCCAAUGGAGAAUUUGGUUGUUCUUGACCUGUCGUAUAGCAAUAUUGAAUCGUUUGGCAUUUGUUGUAGCUAUCCACAACGACUUCAUAGGAGGCUAACGCAAUGGAUUGGAUCGUUCUCAAAAGACAAAUGGUUGCUUGGAUCAUUGAAGAUUCUUAAUUUAAGUUCCUGUGAACAACUUCGUAGUCUUGGUGGCUUUGACCACCUCCCUGUACUUGAGAAGUUAAUACUUAGAGGUUGCAUUGGUUUGUUUGAUGUUUGUGAAUCAAUUGAGCAAUGUGUUGAACUUUUUUUCGUUGAUCUGAGCUACUGCAGCAAGCUUCAAAAACUUCCAAGAAGCUUAGGCAUGCUAAAAAAAGUUAAAACACUAUUGCUAGUUGGUUGUAAUCUUGGUGAAUCUCGAAUUGGGAUUGUAGAUAUACACACAUCAACCUGUUCAUCUGUCGUUCCAUCUACCGUUGUGGAGGCUAUACCAAAUUAUUCAAAGUUCUUUACAAUCUAUUUACCGACAUCUUUAGUUAGCUUGUCACUUGCUAAUAAUAAUUUGUCAACCGAAUCCUUUCCCAUGGACUUUAGUUGCCUGUCAAUGUUAAAGGAUUAUAUCUAG
Lactuca sativa (garden lettuce) is the source of this 933-nucleotide messenger RNA. NCBI's taxonomy places the organism in Eukaryota, Viridiplantae, Streptophyta, Magnoliopsida, Asterales, Asteraceae. The record is from RefSeq and is a predicted model, not a curated record.